Strongyloides ratti is the source of this 348-nucleotide messenger RNA. RefSeq lists its product as hypothetical. NCBI's taxonomy places the organism in Eukaryota, Metazoa, Nematoda, Chromadorea, Rhabditida, Strongyloididae. Bases 1 to 348 code for a protein of 115 amino acids. The record is from RefSeq and is a predicted model, not a curated record. The transcript has 2 exons.
AUGUUCAAUAAAAUUUUUGUAGUAUCUUUAUUAUUUUUAAAUUCAAAAUCAAUUACUAGUCAAACAGGUGAGGAUCAAGAAUUUGAUCCUUAUGUUUUUAAGAAUGCUAGAGUUCCAUAUAAAAAUAAUAAAUAUGCUGUAGAUUGGUUAAACUCAGAUGUAGCUUAUCUUCAAAGCCCGUUUCUAGCUGCUGGAAAACCAACAAAAUUUCAUACACCUGUAAAUUUACCAACAAUUGCUCCAUAUAUUGUAAAAUGGUCUAAAAUUGACGAUGUUAAAAUUAACGAAGAAAAUACAUGGAAUUUUGAAAAAAGAAUAGACAGAAAAGUUUGGUGGCCUAAUAAAUAA